Messenger RNA from Fulvia fulva, 576 nucleotides. RefSeq lists its product as uncharacterized. NCBI's taxonomy places the organism in Eukaryota, Fungi, Ascomycota, Dothideomycetes, Mycosphaerellales, Mycosphaerellaceae. The transcript has 3 exons. The record is from RefSeq and is a predicted model, not a curated record. Bases 1 to 576 code for a protein of 191 amino acids.
AUGUUAGCACUGGGGAGACGAGCCUCGUAUCGCGACCGCUUUGUACCCUAUUCUAUCCGUCGAGGACACGGCAACCUGCUCGAUCGCUAUGCUACCGCCGCUGUCCGUCAAAAGAGGAUAGGGCAUCAAAACGACAGCACAUUCCAACACUACCUCUCGUCAUCUUCUACCGUCGACGGCCAGUCGAUGGUUUUAGGCCGAGACAUAGAGCAAGAUGUGCUUGACCGUCUAGCAUCGAUAGCGACUAAGGUCGACUUCAACGCCCCUAAACCUCACGGAGCAUCUCUCGUCGAUGUAGGGCGCCGCAAUAAGAAGACGGAACUCAAUUUAGACAGCGUAACAGCCAGCACAGUACUCGUGCGCCCGCCACCAAGCCGGCAGUUCCGCGUAUACCUCCAGUGGGACAGCCAUCGAUUCCGCCUAAUCGAUGUGUUCUGGGAAAAUGCCACGAACAGCAGCCUCGAGACCAGGAUGGCACCGCUCCUCGCGAUCGCAAACACUAAUCGUUCGACGUGGAGAUACCCGAACACCGCCGAGGGUGCCGAGUGCGAAUGCGGCCACCGGCCGAAGCGGUGA